This is a messenger RNA of Macadamia integrifolia, 1013 nucleotides long. RefSeq lists its product as uncharacterized. The coding region runs from base 225 to 755 and encodes 176 amino acids. The transcript is spliced from 8 exons. NCBI's taxonomy places the organism in Eukaryota, Viridiplantae, Streptophyta, Magnoliopsida, Proteales, Proteaceae. Gene Ontology annotation, molecular function: protein phosphatase inhibitor activity. Gene Ontology annotation, cellular component: cytoplasm. The record is from RefSeq and is a predicted model, not a curated record.
CUCUUCUACACGUAUAAAUAAUGAGACACCGUGGCAGCUCUUCGUUCCUAUUCCCUCUCAGAAUCAGAGACUGGUGUUACCAACGGAGGGAAAGACACAGAAACCACUUCGAGAUUGCUUCAUCCGUUUCUCCCUUGACAUGGAUUGGUUUCGGUACCAAGGGUUUGGAUUUGCUUCUCUCUUCUUCUUCUAAUCCGAAUGCUUGUCUCUUGACCUAGUGCAAGAUGUCCGACACAAAUAUGGGGGAUGUAAAGGUGCAAGAGAGCACUGAAAAUGCGCUUGGAGGAGGCCAGGGUAAUGUAGAUUUAUCUGGGGAGGAACCUCAACAUGCGGACAAGAACGAGGAAAGUCCGAUGCCCUCACCCCAGCAAGAGGAGGAAAUAAUAAAGAAAAAGUAUGGAGGAAUGAUACCAAAAAAGCCUCCACUCAUAUCCAAGGAUCAUGAACAUGCUUUCUUUGACUCUGCUGAUUGGGCAUUAGGAAAGAUGUCCAAAAAGCAAGGAGCUCAGAAGCCCAAAGGACCUCUUGAGGCACUAAGGCCAAAAUUACAGCCCACACCACAGCAGCAAGUACGAUCUAGACGAUCUGCUUAUGCUCCAUCGGAAGACAAUGAAGAUCAUGACGAGACUGGAUCACCUACCCAUACGUAUAUGCUUCAUGCAUGGGCUGUGAUGAAGCUUCUAUCAAUGUGCGGCCAUACAUUAUCCAACAUUGAUGACUUGGAGAUCACCUACCCAUAUGUGGAUGCUUCAUGAAUGGGCUUUGAUGAAGCUUCCAUACAUUCUUAAUGAGUUUGGCUGCACUAGGGGUGUUGAAAGCUGACUGCACUGUAACGCUCGAUCAGAACCUAUUGGUUAAAGCCCAAAACCAAACUGAUUGGUUAGUAAAUGGGGCUAGGCCUAAACCAAUUCUUCAUUCAGUGUUUGGUUAUAGCCCGAUAACACCUGAUUGAACCGAUAGACAAUUAAAAUCACGACUAUUUAUAAUCUGAUUAGCCUGUUUAUGGUUUGUUA